UACAUGUAAAUCACUAAGAUAUUUUCACUUCCUUGAUAAAGAGGAAGAAAAACUUAUUCUGUGAUUGUUUUUAAGUGAAUUUUUACAUAAUAUCUGAACACAACUGAUUUGUUUUGGACUGUUUGAUUAAGCAACCUUAUCUUGAUGUAUAACAGAAUGCAUGUAACAAAUAGGAAAUAAGUGAAAUGGCUUUCAAGUUCAACAAACCGUCAGCAGCAUCAUUCUUUUAUGGGCGGAUCACAAGAGAGGAGGCUGAAUGGUUUCUGAGGGACAGGGGGGCAGAGGAGGGAUUGUUUCUGUUGAGAGAAAGCAUCAGUCCUCUGGGAAACUAUGCCAUUAGCAUCUGUCACAAUAACAAUGUUCACCACUACAGUAUAGAGAAAAGAUUAGAUGGACAGUUCAUGAUCGCAGAGGGAAAGCCCUUCGCUGGACCGCUGGAACUGAUUGAACAUCACAAAAGCAAUAUCGAUGGGUUUGUCACAAAACCAACUAAACAGUGUAACCGCUCCAAAUUUCAACCUGCCAUUGCAUUUAGAGGAAUGACAUACACAGAUCUUGAAAAUGAACUGUUGAAAAAGGCAGAAAAAAUGAAGAAUGUAAGAAUGGAGACUGCUCUCGGGGCUCAGAGAGAUCACUUGAUGGUGAUGGUGGCAAAGGACUUGCACGUACAGAUGCCAUGGUUUCAUGGCAGCAUCAGUCGGGAUGAAGCUGACAAGAGACUCAUGGCAGACGGUCACGAGGAUGGAAAAUUCUUGGUUCGACUUCGAGAGGAUAAGAAAACAUUUGCUCUGUCUCUGAGUCACAAAGGAGAAGCUAGGCAUUACAUGAUUGAAAAAAAGGAUAAAUUCCAUAUUUUGGGAGGACCAAAGUUUGACUGCAUCAUGAUCAUGGUUGAUCAUUACCACAACAAAGCCGAUGGACUUUUGUGUAAACUUGUUCUACCCUGUCCGGCACCUAACUUUGACAAAGGAAAAUGGAGAAAGUAUAUGGAUUAUAACUGUGGCAACACAGCAUACGGCUCAACGGAACAGAUCUCGAGGUCCCGAGGUGGAAGUUUACAAGAUGCACACGAUGGAGCAGGUAUUCCAGCUUUCCGAGCCCCACAGCCGCCUUUAGAAAGCUUUGAUUCACCCCCAGCUGUCCCUCCAAUCCGAUCCACUGGCCGACGACCAUCAAAUCGGGUCCGAGCUCCAUUACCGCCAUUACCUCGAGGUAUUAAAGAUGAAACUUGGGAGGAACAAGAUCAUCCCUCUGAACGACAUCGGUCAAUGCUUGAUAUUGAUGCCAACAACCUGAUGAAGAUUUAUGACACUGUUCCCAGAGACGAUGAGAUGUUCUCUCUACAAAGAUCUCAAAUCAAACUUGAUCAGGAAAAUUUAGGAUCCGGUCAGUUUGGGUCUGUUGCUAAGGGUGAGUGCACGCUGAGAAAUGGUAGUCGUAUCCCCGUGGCAGUGAAAACACUGAAGAACGAAGACAUAGGUGCCAAAGAGGAGAUGUUGAAGGAGGCACGCUUUAUGAUGAAUUUAAAUCAUAAACACAUAAUUCGAAUGAUUGGUAUAUGUGAUGCAGACUGCGUUAUGCUAGUACUGGAACUUGCUCCAAAAGGUCCCCUCAAUUCCUUCUUAAAGACUAACAAAGAUAUGAAGCAGUCAAACGUGGUAGAGAUAAUGUGGCAGGUGGCUCAGGGUAUGGCUUAUCUACAGCAGAAGAAAUACGUCCACAGAGACCUAGCUGCACGUAAUGUCUUACUGGUCGACCAACACUCGGCCAAAAUCAGUGACUUUGGAAUGUCUAAAGCAAUGUCCAGGGAACAAAACUAUUAUGAGGCUCAGAAUGCGGGGAAAUGGCCCCUGAAAUGGUACGCUCCUGAGUGCGUGUACUACUGGAAAUUCGACAGCAAGUCUGACGUGUGGAGCUAUGGAGUAACUCUAUGGGAGGCCACCUCUUAUGGAGACAAGCCGUACAGGGCUCCUUGUUGCAAGAAGAUUUACACCUGUCGCGUGUGUCAUGAUGAUAAAGAAAACCACGAGCUCAUCAGGAAGAAGGUGAUGCAGGUGUGUUGCCUUACCUGUAACAAAGUCCAGCAGGUCCAGAAUGCGUGUGAGGAAUGUGGUGCUGUGUUUGGUAAUUACUUCUGUGCAAUCUGCCGUCUUUAUGACGAUGAAGACAAGCAACAAUUCCACUGCGAUGGAUGUGGACUUUGCAGGGUUGGAGGGAGAGAGAACUUUUUUCACUGUGAUGUGUGUGAUGUCUGUCUAGCAGUAGGAAUGAAAGAUAACCACAAGUGUAUAGAGAAAUCCUCCCACUCAAACUGUCCAGUGUGUUUAGAAGAUCUCCAUACGUCGAGAAUUGCAGCUCAUAUCCCGCCCUGCGGUCAUCUCAUUCACUACAAAUGUUUCAAAGAUAUGCUUAAAACCGGUAACUAUGCCUGCCCAAUAUGCGGCCAGUCCAUGUUGGACAUGAGCGAUGUCUGGGAGAAUGUAGACGAGGAAGUGUCUCAGUGCCCGAUGCCCGAGGAGUACCAGGAUUACUAUGUCCAGAUUCUGUGUAAAGACUGUCAUGAGGAGAGUCGAGUGUUGUUCCAUGUCCUGGGCCUAAAGUGUCAACACUGUGGGUCUUACAAUACCUGUCGUACCCAGGAACCGGAGGGGGUGGAGGGGGGUGAAUCUCUGUCACCAAACCCCAGUUUGACCUCUCCAAACACCGGAAGUGUAACGGAGGCUUCUGUGAAUUCUGGGGCAGACGGUGACCUUCCAGCUACAUCAAGUAGCUCCACAGAUGUCACAAAUCUAACAACAUUGGUAGAUAAUUUAGAUACCUCAAGAGAAUCUGCAGGUAGAAUUUCCAGUCACUCGGAUAGCAAUGAAUAACAGCAAAUAAACCAUAAGAUCAAUGCAUGAUCAAGUUACUAGUUAAUAUUGUACAAUUAUUGACAUUGUAGAGGUCAAUACGACUCUUUAGCUAACCUUGGAAGUACAAUAUUUACCUAGCCAUGAGGGUAACUAAACCAUCAUAUUGACUGAGAAAAAAUUGAAAUAAUUGUUUUUUAUAUGAUUGAAUAAUUCAAGACUGGCUAAUAGAGAUUAGAACCGAUACCUGGUCGGUCAUCUUUGAUACAACUAUACAGCAUCUGUUAAACUAUCUGUUAAUUCUUGACAAGCAAAAUUUAAGUAUUAAAAUAAGAUGUGAAAAGUUACUUAGACCCAAACCUCAAAUUCUUAAAUUGGUAGGGGUGUUCUUCCUUCAGUAUAGGGGUUCAAUUCGCCAGUUCAAACUGAUAUUUCCACCACCAGUUACUAAUGCCAUGAAGGGGGAAGGUGGGGUCAUCCAGCCAAUAUAAAUUAAACUUGGCAUGUAAAGUAAAAGUAACAGGGAAAGUACAUCAUUGUGUGAGUAAUUGCAAGACUGUGUCAAAGUGACUAGAGAUGCCGCUUUUCAUUGGACAACCACAAAAAUAAUAAACAGUUGUACAAAUCUUGAAAUUCCCAAUUAUUUUGGCCCAAUGUUGGAGAAAUCAAAUGACUUUUUUCACUUUGAAGGCAUUUGCAUCUAUUUUUUGUAGUUUGUUGCAUCUUGGUCUAUCAAAUAGCAAGAAAUUAUUCAAUCAUAUAUGAAAACCCAUUAUAGAAUGAAAUUUUUUAUCAAUUACUAAUGGCAAAGAAGUGCAUAUCUUGAUGUACACUGUGCAUGUUUUAAAUUGAAAUACUGGUCUAUCAUUUUAUUUCAAUUAUUUUUACAAGAAUAUUUUGUGACUUUUAUUACGGUACUUUAAAUAGAUAUAUCAGAGGUGUUAGUAUGAAUUUGUUGUUAAGCAGGCAGAAAAUCACCACUAGUCUCUGUACAAUUUAACUCAUGUGUCAACUGUGAACAAAAGAUAUUUAUCAUAUCUAGAUGUCGUAUGUAUAUGAAUAAAAGUUAUUGUUGACGCAUGCAGUCCAUGAUUUGUGCAUGAAAAAAAAGUUCACAUUUUGUAGAAUUUUCCAAGGAAAAUGUUAGAAUAUGCGAUAAUAGGAAUCAAUUUGGGGGAUAGUGUUUUCUGGAUUUUUUGUUUUUUCCAUUCCACAGUAUUUCACAAAAUUGCUGAGAGAAAUUGAAGAAUGUUAAAAAUUGAGAGCCAGUUUUGGCUGUUCUUAUAAUCAGGUAUUAUGCAUGAAUAGUAAAGGGAGAUAAUGUUCAUAUAUGACUGCCAUCACUGUAAACAUUCUCAUUUAUAAAUAUUUGACAUUUCUUUGAAAAUUCAGUUUAUAUGUACCAGUAAUUAAUAUGAAAUGAACAGUACUAUGUAUUGACUAAUGAUAAUUAAAAUGAACUUUUUGUAUCUACAAAUAAAAUAGUGAUUAAUAGUACUUGUACAUAUCAACAACAAAUAAACCGGUGCAAAGCAGUUAUUAUUACAUGAACAAUUACUGGCAUACAUGUAUGUGAUAAACUGUUGCACUGUUUAAAGAAUAAUGCUCCAAGUUCAAAUUUUGAUUAGGAUUAUAAUGCCUAUUUAAUAAUAUGAAUCUUAAAUAACAUAUUUAGGUCACUGUUACAAAUCUUAAAACUGGUCACUUUCAAAAUGUAGAGUAUAAUUCAUUAGCUUGUCCUCUCUCUCUCUCUCUCUCGCUCUCUCUCUCUCUCUCUCUCUCUCUCUCUUGUGGUAAUUGGACUUUGUUGCACAAAAUUUAGUUGAAUAGCACUGGCAGUAAAGUUGUCAUUUAAUCUUAUAUUUAUACAUUUUUACAUCGUUUAUACUAAUUCCUCUGUCCCUGUUAAUAAAGCUCAUCAACUGUAAUGAGAUUUUUAUACUCUGUAGAAUGAGUUACACUGAAAAUAUUUUUUUAACUCAUGUAAUCAGCUUACAAAUCGGAGAUUUACUGUAAGGUUUUAUUUUGUAUAGAGAAAAAAUAUCAGUUUUGCAGGAACCUUUUUAUUCGUAAACUGUUGUUUGAAAAUAUAUUUUUUUGGUAAAAAAAAUCUUGUGAAGCAAUUGAAAUAUUUGUUCAAGAAGUGUCACAUAAGUUAUCACAGAUGGCUGUAGAUUUGCAGGCUUUCCUUAAUUUCUCGGAAUGAACGAAAUGUGCAGAGGACGAUCAGGGGUCAUAACGGUGUUUAACACAGCUCCUACCGGUCCAUGGUUGUACUCUAAGCGGAAGUUCUGAACAAUCUAAAACAGAGUGUUGUGUUAUUUCUAUAGAUCAGACAAUGUCUGGCUGUUAAUGAAUUAGAUUCAGAUAUCAUUGAACAUGAAGGGAGAAUUGUUUAUUAUCUGUAUUAUCCAUAUUGACAGGUUGCUUUUCUUGCCCUCUAGUUUUGGGGCGAUACUUACCUUUGUUACUAAUAUAUGCAUUUCCUGUUCAGCAAAUCUGCGUCCUGCAAUAAAUAGAUUUUUUGGAAUACA
Molecule: messenger RNA, 5383 nt
Organism: Ostrea edulis (European flat oyster)
Lineage: Eukaryota; Metazoa; Mollusca; Bivalvia; Ostreida; Ostreidae
Product: tyrosine-protein kinase SYK-like
Exons: 21
Coding region: 186-2870 (894 amino acids)
Biological process (GO): protein phosphorylation; cell differentiation; innate immune response
Cellular component (GO): extrinsic component of cytoplasmic side of plasma membrane
Molecular function (GO): ATP binding; non-membrane spanning protein tyrosine kinase activity; zinc ion binding
Source: RefSeq, a predicted model, not a curated record